AUGGACCAGAAGAAGAACCUCCCCUGCCCUCGACCUGGCUUGCUGCUCUCCCUCGCAAGCAGCAUGUCCUCAGCAGCCUGUGUUUCAGAGAACCCAAGGCAAAGCCCUUUCACGCCAGGACGCUACCCAGACAUACCCAUGUCUCCAACUGCCCUCUCUAAAGGCGACACACUGAGUUGCCAGGAUGGGCUCUUCACUAAACUUGCUAGCCAAUCGGCGGAGUCCUCCAGCAUGACAUCAGGGUCAUGUGACCUGAGCAGGCAGAUCGUGUCCCAGUUGGAGUGCUACCUGUCCAAUGAACACCUGGCAGAGGAUGGCUUCCUGCUCAAACACGUCCAGAGGAAUAGGAUGGGAUACGUCAGCCUCAAGCUGCUCACCUCCUUCAAAAAGAUGAAGGAGCUGACGAGAGACUGGCGCACCACCCUGGCCGCAGCGCUGUGCUCUGAUUCGCUGGAGGUCAACAGGGAAGGGACCAAAGUGAGGCGCAGAGAGCCUCUGCCUGAUUGGCUGUUGAGUGCCCCUAACAGCAAGCUGCUACUAGCCUGGAACCUGUUUGGGGAAAACACAGGAAGUGACAUCUCUACCCUCAGCAGCUUGGACCAACAGGUAGUCCUAGAGAAAGCUCUGAAGCUGUUCAGUGCCCAUGCUGCCGUGGCCUCGCUGCGUAUCCUCCGUCCUGGGAAAGAGCUUCCUGUGGAGCUGAGACGCCAUGCCAGGAGGCAUGCCGAGCUGGGCCGCAGGACGUGUGCUGUGGUGGAGUUUGAGACCCUGGAGGGGGCCAGGUUGGCCUACCGAGCACUGCAGAGAGGAGGAGCAGAGGGGGCCGUGGUUUGUGUCGCCAGCCUGGGCAGCCCUGGCACGCGCUCACCCCCCUCCUCCUCGUCCCACCCCACCAACCGGCAGGCGGAGAAGGAGGGUGAGGAGGACCCCAAGCCAGAUGGAGGCCCCGAGGUGACUAAGGUGUCCCAGAAAAAUCCCAAGGUGAAAUCGAGAUGUUUCACCAACAGCUCCCUGAAGGAUCCGGUCCCGUCUAGAUGUUUCAUAAACGACUCUAUGAAGCAUCCGGAACUACUGAAGAGCUUAGAGUCUGACCCUGCCCAGGCCACAGUCCCAACCCUGGGUUCAGCCCCAGCCAGGCUUUCAUGCAGAAGGAUCCAGCGCCAUAAGUCCCUGGACAGCCCCCUGGGCCAGGAGGGUCAUUGCCAAACAUCACAAAGGGAUAGGCCCUCCUCCUCGGACAGCCAUGCGUCCCGCGUCCCCCUGGUCCUGUCUAAGCUCCGGGACUUAAGGUCUGGAGGUGUGGGAAGGAGCAGGUGCUCUGGGGACAAUGUACAGGAGAAGGUGGCCUGCCCCUGGGUGCAGCGCCAGAAGGUGGCUACUAGCGCGGCCCUACUCCACCCGGAAACCCCGGGCAAGCUGCGGAGACAGACUCUGCCCCUGAGGGUGGUGCGUCUGCCCCAAGGACCCUACGGGACCAAGGGCUUCUAUGGAGGCAGGGGAAGAGGGAAGCUAACUCAGCAGCAGUAA
This is a messenger RNA of Oncorhynchus mykiss (rainbow trout), 1527 nucleotides long. NCBI's taxonomy places the organism in Eukaryota, Metazoa, Chordata, Actinopteri, Salmoniformes, Salmonidae. The record is from RefSeq and is a predicted model, not a curated record.